GUUGUUAGUCAAUAGGAAUUUUAUUCGCUUAUGUUUAUCAUAAUUACUCUAAAAAGUGUUAAUAUUUACCCCUAUUAGCGACAUCUUUUAACCUAGCUCAGGAACUAAAUUUCGCAGUUCGUUAUCUCGUCUUUAUCCAUGCUUUUACCCCAUGGCAAAACGACGCGCGCACAUUCUCGCCGGGCCAUUCGCUCUCUUUGGACCUUGUAUCCCUACUCGCAAAAAGCCUAAUUAAAUCAUUUCUAUAAAACGAUUUAACAUUUAAAAAUAUAUAUUACGAUGUAUAUAGAAAUGGAAGAUGUUAAUUAUUCGACUAAAAUUGUAUCUAUGGUAUAGACAUAUUGCAAAGAAAAAUAAAAUAGUCAAAUAUAUAUAUCAAAGAUAAAAGAUUGAAAUACGGAAAAGUAUUAAACCAAAUACCAUGAGAUGAAAAUAUGAGAACAAAAGAAUAAUACAAAGAAGGAAGAAAAUUAAACAAAUAGAUAUCAAAAAAAUAGAGUAAGACAGAAAGAGAGAAAGAGAGAGAGAGAGAGAGAGAGAGAGAGAAAACUUAGAGUAAAAUUAAACGAUCUCGAAAAACUUGUGUGAUAGCCUCGAAGCGACGACGGCGCGUACUAGGCAGUGUGUUAUUGAUCAAUAAGAGAAGCUAUGGUUGAGACCCGUGCCGAUUGAGCCAGCUGUCAUUUCCCCUGCAAUAUUUUUCGUCACGCGAGUAUAUAAUAUUCGAUGGAGAAAAAGGAGUGUUACGGUUGGACAUUUUAAAGGAUCGUUCACUUAGGUGAUCGGAUUAAUUUUUUUGGUUAAGCGUUUAUAUACGAAGAAAAGUUCAUGGGGAUGAGAGUUAAGAUACCAACUACGGUGUUUAAAGUGACGAAAGAGUGUGAAGAAUAGAGGAAAGGGAAACGCGCCGAUCUCUUGUCUCUUUUCUUUUUUGUACAGAAAGAGAAAGAGAGAGAGCAAGAGAGAAAGAGAGAGAGAGAGAGAGAGAGGUGAGCGCGCGCGCGCGCUCAUCUUUAGUACUUACAUAGUGUCGUGAAACUCAUCAUAGAAAAGACACACAGAGGGAGCAACGUAGAAAAGGAGAAAGAGGAGGAAGAAGAAGAGGAGGAGGGGGAGGAGGAGGAGGAGAAGGAGAAGGAGAAGAAGGAGGAGGAAGAAAAAGGAGAGGGUGAGAAAGUGCAAAGGGGGUGAAAGAGAUAAUAUGAAGAGAGCGAGCAAACGGGCGUGCGUGAAGGAGAAAUAGACACGAGUUUGAGAUUGAGUUUAAGAUAGAGAGAAAGAGAGAGAGAGAGAGAGAGAGAGAGAGAGAGAGAGAGAGAGAGAGAGAGAGUGUGUGUGUGCGUGUGUGUGUGCGAACAUGUGUCGGUGCCGAGGAUCCUGUCCUCGAGAGUGAUGACGGCGAAGGUGCGUCGAAAAGGAUCGCCGAGAUCUUCUUCUUUACUUCAAUCUCUCAAUCAACUUUUAAUCUUUAAAACGUUUCCAACGUUAUCUUCUCUGGCGUAUGUAUAAUACAACCACCGAUGCAGACCUUACGGAAGAAAAACAGCCCGUGCAAGUUUAAGAACGAGCCAACACGGUUCCUCGGGGAAGGUGUUUCGUUCAAGGCGAAGCUGAUCGGUAUAUUGGAAGUGUCCGAAGCACGUGGCGAUCGAAUGUGUCAAGCAGCAUUGGCGGAUUUAAAAAUGGCGAUUCGUGCAGCCGGUGAACAUAAGCAAAGGAUUGCUGUGCAGGUCAGCAUCGAUGGACUUCGUUUGAGGGAUGAAAAAACGAGUGAAUGUUUGUACCAUCAUCCCGUGCACAAGAUAUCUUUCAUCGCUCAAGACAUGAGCGAUUCCAGAGCAUUCGGUUACAUAUUUGGAUCACCGGACACGGGACACAGAUUUUUUGGUAUCAAGACGGAUAAAGCAGCGAGUCAGGUGGUCAUAGCGAUGAGAGAUCUCUUUCAAGUCGUGUUCGAGCUGAAGAAAAAGGAAAUCGAAUUGGCGAAGCAACACAUCGAACAAAAUGCCAUCAACGCUAUCAAGUUUCAUACCGGUGGCAUGUUUGUUGAACCAGCACCCGAUACCAAAGGCGCAGCUGGAACUGAAUCAUCGAUUCAUCGUACUAGAAUAACAAAUUCCGAAACGGAGAAAACGGCCGAGAGAAAAAAUGAAAAUCAAAGUGGUGUUAUCGCCGAUUUGUUAGAUCUACAAUUCGAAUUGAAUUCAUUGCAACAGGGAAUACAUCAGAUGGAUAAAAUAACACCUGAACAACCUGGACCAGCCGCGGAUGAUUUAUUUGAAAGCGAUCCAUUCGGCGAUUCUUUUGCGAACAUGAAAUUAAAAGAUACCGUACAACCUAUUUUACCGCCACCACCGUCCUCCUCAAAAAGAGGUCAUUUGGAACGACAACAAACCGUUCCAGCUCCGACAACAUCGGCGACGUCCAGUCCAGCCGCGACAUUGUACAGCAAAACACCGCCUCCUCAAGACACGAUGCAUUGGUUCGAUAAGGAAACAGAAAAUCUUUUCAACGAUGGAGAAUUAACGAGCUUAACGAAAAGUUCUACCGUGAAAAAAGAUCAAGACGAAACAUCAUUGAAUACAACCCCGAGAAGUAGCCAAGCGAAAAGUCCGCAGAUAGACGUAUUCACGGAACUGGAUCCCCUAGGUACUGGCCUGAUAAAGCCUUACGUCGAUAAGAAAGACUUCUUCCAACAUCUGAAAAAUCCUCCAAAAAAGGUGCUUAAAGAUUUAGUAACGACCAAUUCGACGGAUACGUUUCCAACGAAUUUCAAUCUAACGUCGGAUACCCCGGACUCUAUAAAAUUACAGAAUGAUUUACCUUUGAAGGAAAGUGAUCGCCACGAAGAGGGCAAUUUCGCGAAUUUCGAUCGAUUUGAUGAGAACGAGGCCAUGCAGUCGUCCAUCCUACCGAAGUCCGACUCGCCGCAAAAGAAAGAUAUUGUAUCAAGGGCGACUCAUCACCAACCAUUGUCAGUGUCCCUACCGCCUGAAGAGACGCCUACCAAGAGUACGUUCGCUGUUAUAUCUACCGUAAACGCGGCACCUGCCGGUGGAAUGGCAAGCGUUGCCAGCAGAAUUGACAAGGAUUCUGCCGAAUCUAUUCAGCCGUUGGUCAAAUUGCCAAGCCCAAAGAAAUACUUGCAAUCCGUUAGAAAAAGAGAACUCGACAUGGAUGUAUUACCGAGUGGUAAAUCGCAACCCAUAGAGAAAUCAUUUCCAGUUGAUUUCUCGGCUACGAGCGAUUCACCGGCGUCCCCAUUGAGAUUAUGUUCCUCCGACGCAAACUCAAGAUUGUCCAGUUCUAGUGCGGAAUUAGAUCUCGUUCCUGAACCACCGCCAAGGGGCGCUGGAAGUAUAAUGAUCAAUCCGCCGCCUUUGCCACCGAAGAAACAAGCUGCCAGAGGUGCCAUAAAACCACCGCCCAGACCACCGUACACCGAAGGUCACUUUCACUACGACUUCAUCGAACGCGAGGAAGCUUCGCCUUCUCCUACUAAAAGCAGAGAAAGCAACAAAAGUCCAUCGAGAGAUACGACGAAGGGUCAGUUCGACGAUAAUUUCAGUCCACCGUCAGCCAGGACGGAUUUGAUAUCUACAAUGACGACCUCCGCCUUCGAGGAUUCGUUUAGUACGAUGAUACCCACGACGAAUUUGUCGACGUACUUUACCUCGACCGGUACGCCUGCCACAACGAAAUUGAAGCCAAAACCAUCAUUGGACAUAACCCUCAGUCAAUUAACAUCAGCGAAUUUGGACGAAUUAGCGGGCAGUCUUGGUAUGACUGUACAAGAAUUAACGAGCUUGACGUUGCAACAGCUUACCGAAUGCCUGGCAAAUCUAUCGAGCAAGGAAUCAUUGACAGAAUCGAAUAAGGAAGAGGAAGAAGAAGCGACGAUUCGACCGAAAGUAGAAGAAUUCGUAACAAAACCGUCAACCACUUGUAAAAUCACUGAAACGAGUUUCGUAAGUAGCGAGCCACUUUUCAAAGCAAAUUUCGAAGAGGAACAGGAACCAAUGAAAAAGCAAGAAGAGGAACCACCGAUCUACGACAAGUAUGCCGUUUUUAGGGAAUUACUUGAGAUGGAACAGAUGCAGGUUGAAUCGAAGGAGGAGACGAACGACGAGGACAUUAUGACGGAUACCGAAAGCAAGGAACCAGAGGAACGAAAAGAAUCUAAAGAUGAGAUUCGAGGUGAAUUUACGGCUGAAGCGAUCGUAGCUAUGGCCAAUUUGACCGUCAAGUUACCACCGAGUAUAGAGGAAUUAACGAAGGAAGAAAUCAGGGAGGAGGAAAUCGAAGAAACUAACGGAAUCGAGGCCGAUAAACCGAUCGACGCGAUUGAAGAUAUCGACGAGAUGAAAGACGAUGCGAUCGAUGUAUCGUUGAGCUUGCAGGCAACUAAAAAGAUGGAAUUAGAAAUAGAGGUAGAAACUGACGGGGAUAUCGAGGUGGAUAUAGAGGAAGAUAUGAUCGAAGAUACGACUAUGAUAGGUAAUCGGGAUAGAGGAGAGACUCUGUCGGAUAAGGGUAGCGAAGCAAAUGGCGUUUCGGACAAGAUCAUGCCCGAAAGUACUGAGGACAUUAAUAGAUCUUCCGUCACGGAGAAAACGGAGAUAAGAUUGUCAACGUCUACGUCGAGCGACAAAUACGCGGCAUUAAGAGAAAUAAUAGGAGAGACGGAAAGAUUGAGCAAACAAAGGGAAGAGGAAACCAACUCUAGACGCGAAUCCCCGGUAGUACAAUCGUCGGCGAGUAAGAAUUUAGCCGAGGCCGAACUCUUGAGUUUAUUUUCGGACAAUUUGCCGGCCGUACCGUCGAGCCCAAAGAGAUCUGUUAAGAAAAAGGAGGACGUCCUGAAAACAGUCGCUAUGGAUAUUUUCGAAGAGAUAAAAAUGCUUAAUACAGGAACGCAUAGGGCGAAGGUGAUCGGCAUCGCCGGAUUCGAGGAUGUAUUUUGUCCCUUUUCCGAGGAUAAUAAGGAGAACGAUCGUGAGGACAGCAAGGAAGAUGGGAAUUGGGCCAAGUUCGAGACGAGCAUGCUCGGUUCGGACAGAUCGUCUUGCGAAGGAGCACGUUCUGUGGGCGGUGGUACGUCGCCUUGGUCGCCCGACGGCAAAGAUUUUCACCGUGACAUAAUACCAUUCAAAUCUGUCUCCUCUACGAGCGGCGGUAUUCAUAGACACUCGGGCGACAGCGACAACGAGUGGAAGGACGAGGAAGAGAGCGAAGAGAGUAACAAUGGCAGGGGAGGUCUGGACGGAGGAAGAUUUUGGUGCGGAAGACAUCCGAGAUUCGAUGCGGCCGAAUUCGACGAGAGAUCAUUUUACGAGGAAGCCUCGAGCACGUUGGAUAAUAGAACCGACAAAAGGGAACGAAGCUUUCGCGGACGAGCUGUUAGAAAAUCGCGCGGUCUUUGGGCAAAAAAUGUUGGUCACAGAUCGCGAGAUCCGUCGCGCUGGCACGAGAAAUCCCAAUGGGAGGAAGUGCCGAGGCGUUAUCCUCAUAGAAAGUUACCUUACAAAGAGAACGACGAUCAUUAUGACGUUCACGAUCACUUGUCGCGAUUUUGGAAAUGCAGGUCGAAAUCUCAACGAUGGAAUUGGAUACCCGACGACGCUUAUUACGACGAGGAACGUAGAAGAAAGAUGACGGAGAGAAAGUUGACCCUGUUGUGGAACGAAGAGGAUAGAUUUGGUAGCGAAGAGAGCGUUGGUUUCGAGGACGACGACAGAUGGGCCAGACGUAAGUACGAAAGAAGACGAUGGGACGAGGAGUUUGGUAGAUUUUGGAAUAGACGAAGUAGUCCUCCGUUGGAUGGCGUUGAAUACCCAUCCAAGGAAGGUUAUUAUUAUUAUCGGGAGAGUAGGGAAAGGCCUCACGAUUAUACGGAUACGUGGGACGAGGAGGAGUACGGACCAGAACGUGCCGGGGACGAUUCAGGCAGAUACAAUACGGCCGGUAGGAAGAGACAUUGGCCGAAGAGGCCGAACAGUGCUAAUGAAGGCCGUAAUACCGAGUACGGUGAAAUGGUUUAUGCCGAUGCGAGAAACAAGUUUGGUACGUCCAGAUCAGAAUGCAGCGACAAUGAUUCGGAUCCUUAUUUAAGGCCAUCGCAGAGAUCGAGAAGUCGCGAAAGUUAUAGGGGUAGCGAUCAGAAAUACGACAGCUGGCCGGAGAGACCGUAUUGGUCGGAGGGCCCAGACGUUAAGAGCGAGACGUUACAUCGUAAAAGAGUAACAAGGCAUAAGGCCGCACGACAGGUACAAGCUAAAACUCAGAGUCCUUUCGAGGAUGAUUUCGCACAGAGUAUCGAACAGAUUGAAUCACCGGCCAGUGAAACAUUGACGCCGGCCGAGCCGCGCGUUCGUCCAGAGAUCGGUGAAUCAAAAAGAGAAUUGGUCGAACGUCCACCUCCGAGUCCUUCCUCGGCCAGUCGAUUAUCAACCAAGGAAGCUCAUCCACGUAGAGAUAUGCAACGGGAGUAUAACAAACGGUCGACCUUUUUCGAAGAUGAUCUAACGCCUACUACGACGAGCAAUACCUCCGAUCGACGUAGAUUAUCAUCGGAUUUGAAAGCUACGCCCGAAGAAAUUCCACCGGACGCGAAGGAUCCUCAUAGAUCGAUAGAUGGUUUCGUUUCGGAGGACAGUGCUCGAGAUUCUUUCUUCAACGGUGAUCUUAGGUUCAACGACGACGAUGCAUUCACCUUCAAAUCCGAAUUAGAGGACAGCGUGCCCGAACGUUGUACCACUACAUUGCCAUUGAAAAACACCAGGCAGAACAAAUACGCUGCCUCCAACAGUAACAACAAAGGUAGACCUUCCGAUCAGUAUAUAAGGAAAUCUGAAUCUGUAAACAUCUUUAUACGCGAGGAAGAUCCGUUCGACGACGACGAUUUUUUCAAUUGACUCGCGGCCAAUCGUCAAUCCACACGAUCGUCAAAAUCGGACUAUCGAUCUCUCAAAUGAGUGGAACCCAUACAUAGCUAUAUUUUAUUUCUUAUAUUUUCUUUUUAUGACCGCCAUGUGUCCUCGUUUCCGCUCCCGCAUUAACAAAGGAUACGCAUAUUUUCUAAGCUUUGCUUAAGUGAAGCCUUUUGGAUGUUUCUCUCCUUGAAUUAUUUCUCUCUCUCUCUCUUCCCCCCCUUCUCUAUCUCUCUCUCUCUCUUUCUCUCUUUCUCUCUUUCUCUCUGUCUCUCGUUAACACGAGAACGAGAUACUCGCUUUGUGUGAAAAGCAUUUAUAAAACGUUUAAUAAGCUUUGAGAAUGAAACUUGGAAUCGUUAUUGAGAAGACGAUUCAGGAAAAGAGAUUAGAUGCUUUAAUAAAACCCUUUUAGAUAUUUCUUAUUUUAUUCCGUGAAUUUUAUGUUUCAUUCUAAUAAUUGCACAUACCAACGAUACUUGUGUCUAUCGGAAUAUACAUUAAUUACUUAUAAACGUGAAAGAUGAUGUAUUUAAUUGUCAGACAGGAGGAGUCGAACAGGGAUUGGAAUUUUUUCAGAAAAGGGCUAUAGACGCGUAGAUAGAUGUAAUUAUUUAUCGUGUUGCUAGCAAUAAGCCGAUAUUGUGUUUAAAGCGGGUCAAGGUUGUACUGACAAUAAUUAUAUUAUCUUAAUGCCAAUACAAUUUCGACUGAUCGAUGAGAAACGAAUUUGAAACGAUUUGUUGCUAAUGCGUGUUCGAAUGGGUCAAAUAUAAUUACAUAUAUAACGUGAGUUUUGGAGCAUUUGAAGAGGUCAAGUAUCCGAAGACGAUUGACGGCAAACUUGGAUUUGUAAUUUUAUUGCAUAAAUGGAAAGUGCGAUUGUCCUUUUCUUUUUGCUUCUUUUUUAUUUUUAUUCCUUUUUUUUAACGUUUUAUUUCAAAUGAUACGUAUCGAGAAUGAAUCGAGAUAUUGCGUUUUUAGUAGAUCUGCAUGUGAAUAACUGAUGUGUGAUAAAAGAACGCUUUUCGGUAGAGGAAGAUGAUGACAAGAAAAAAAAGAAAUAAAUGAAUUUUACGAUCGAUGAAUAUACAUAGAGUGAAUCAAAAUUUCCUAGAUGAGACAAAAGAUUCUAGAUUUGAUUUUUAAAAUCGAUCACUCUUUUGCGAUACUUUUUAGACUAAUAUUUUGUUUUUUCAUUUUUUUUGUUAACCACAAGACUAACUUGUGAAGCUGCAUGCUUAACCUACGAAUCUGAAGAGUCCCGAUAAAGAGAGUAAUCUAUUUUUAAAGUCACCCAGGAAGUUUUGGCUCACCUAGGAACUUUUGACGCUACCCUGUAUUUGCAACUUGAAAGUAAUUUUUCACAAAUCAUACGAUUACGAGAAAUAUUAUUGUAAUAUUUAUUAAUGACAGUAUUAAGUUGACGAUUCAAUUUUUUCUUCGAUAUCUAUAUGUCAAUUGGUAAUUACCAACCGAAUCGAGGAAGGAUAUAAAUGUUUGUUCACAUUAUUUAUUUAUUUAUUUAUUUAUUUAUUUUUCGUUACGCUCGCUUUUGUACUCGUCACGAUAAAUGCAUUUAUAUAGAUCGAUUGUAUCGCAGGAAAAUGAUGUUCUCGAGAAAUAAUUGAAAAGCUAAUAGGAAAUAUCUCGUCUUUGUCAUAAUCGUAUCAUAUUGUCAGCAUUCGUUUCAUUGAUAUGAUAGCGAAUGAAUUAGUAGUGCGAAUAUAUUCGCACGUAAUAAUGACGUAUGUGAAUUAGUGAGAGAAAACUAAUUGUGAGGAAUGAAUUGUGAACGAUAUACAUACAUAUUAUAUACUAUAGAUAGAUCGAAACAGUAACGACAAAAUUUGUUCAUUUCGAAAUAAGAAAAUGUUCCUUCUUUUUCAACGAAAAACAAAAAUUGAUUUAUCAUAAUCGUCAUGAAACAGAGGGGAGAGAGGUAUGUCGUUUAAAUAAAUACGAAAUGUUUGAGAACAAUUUUAUACCCUUCGAUGUAAACGAGAAGAUUGAUUAGUCUUUUGCGAAACUAAUUAGGUAAGUAAUUAAUUGAUUCGAUGUUUACGAGAAACGAAUUAUAAAACGUCGAGAAAGAUGUUUUCGAAUUUUUCUUUCGAACAAACAUAAUCCAUCUUUAUCGUUAUCGUAAAUGAUUAUGAAAUGAUUUUUUUCUUUAUCAAGAUUUAGAAAAUGGAGUGACGGUACAAUAAACCAUUACCGUAUGCGAAUGGCAA
Messenger RNA from Vespa crabro (European hornet), 9163 nucleotides. RefSeq lists its product as uncharacterized. The transcript is spliced from 7 exons. The record is from RefSeq and is a predicted model, not a curated record. The coding region runs from base 1521 to 6914 and encodes 1797 amino acids. NCBI's taxonomy places the organism in Eukaryota, Metazoa, Arthropoda, Insecta, Hymenoptera, Vespidae.